AUGUCAGCUCCAUCGCAGCCUCCCCCUCCAAAGGGAGGCGGCGGCCUUUCCCUCUACGCGAACCUCCUCGAGUCCUCGGGCGACGCGUCGGCCACGAUAUCGAGCGCGCCAGUCCUGUACAAUGAACCCGCAGAACCACAACCCACCAAGAAGCCCUUAGAUUCAGCCCUCCGCUUCCAACCCAUACGACGACCACAGGUCAAGCAAAAGCCGAAACCAUCCUUCCCCAAGACGAUCCCCGGCGCCAUGCCAUCUAAGCCUGCCCCCUCCUCAGCCGAACCCACCCCAACUUCCGCCACGACCACAACCGCUGCUGCCCCUGCACCGGCAGCAGAUCCUCCCGCAAAGAGUAACCUCGCGGCAUGGACCGCGACAGGCGACGAGUGGAAGUACAGUGCCGCCCCUACCGAAAAGCGCCAGCGCGGCGGCCGGAGAAAAAAGAAGAAGAGGCAGGAGCAGAUGGAGACCGAUUGGGACGAGCUGUACGACCCCACCAGGCCGACGAACGUGGAAGAAUAUCUUAGGAGCGAUGAGCGUAUACGGGAGAUACACGAGUGGAAGGAUCUGCUGUACAGGCAUAGGCGGGGUAGGGAAGAUUUAACCUCUGAUAGUGACGGAGAGGAUCGCAGAGAGCCUAUGUCAAAUCAAUUUGCCCCUCCACCGAAUUACUCCUUCGCCCCGCCUCCCCCAUCACCCCCUCGAGCCUCCAUACCCACCGACCAAUCCGGCGAAGACGCCUACGCCCGCCGCCUCGCCAUGUCCCAAGGAGCACCUCCCCCUCCUCCCUCCGCGGCGAUCCCCCCUCCACCCACCCCUCCUCUCGAAGAAAACCAGGGCAUAUCCAUCUCCCGCGCCCCAGUCCGCUACUCCCCCCCGCCCCGCCAGCCCGACUCCGACUCCGAAUCCGAAACCUACCGCCCAACCCUCGGCCUCGGCGCCAACAAAGAAGACGAAGACUCCGACGGUCAGCCCCGCUCCAGCCGCCCCGGCCAAAAGGGCUUCGCGCAACGCCUCAUGUCCAAAUACGGCUGGACCAAAGGCUCCGGUCUCGGCGCUGACGAAUCGGGGAUCGUCAACCCCUUGCGCGUCCAGGUUGAGAAGCGCAAGAAGAAGUCUGAUGCCGACGGUGGUGGGUGGGCUGAGCCUGCAGCGCGCUCGAGGAUUCUAGGUGGAAAUCGGAAGCCUGGUCGGGCAGGUGAGGAGGAGGGUUUUGGUGCCAUGAGUGAGGUUAUUGUUUUGAGGAAUAUGUUGGAGGGUAUGGAUGAUUUGCAGGGCGAGAUUGCUUCGGGAUUGGGUCAGGAAAUUGGCGAGGAGUGCGGUGACAAGUACGGCCGCGUAGAACGCCUCUACAUCGACGUCGACACCAGACAAGUCUUCAUCAAAUUCACCGAUCAAGUUUCUGCCCUAAGGGCUGUAAACGAGCUGAAUGGUCGCAUCUUUAACGGCAACGCUAUCCAGCCCAAGUUCUAUGACUCGGACAGAUUCGAGAAGGGUAUCUAUAGCUAG
Molecule: messenger RNA, 1506 nt
Organism: Scedosporium apiospermum
Lineage: Eukaryota; Fungi; Ascomycota; Sordariomycetes; Microascales; Microascaceae
Product: G-patch domain-containing protein
Exons: 5
Coding region: 1-1506 (501 amino acids)
Biological process (GO): mRNA cis splicing, via spliceosome
Cellular component (GO): precatalytic spliceosome
Molecular function (GO): RNA binding
Source: RefSeq, a predicted model, not a curated record